AUGAUUCAAGUACAUGUUGAUAUUCUUCAAAACCUUCAACAAGCAAUGUUCGUCUUAAAUCUUCCAGUGACAGCAGAAUGUAGCAUUCAAACUGAUCAAGUUGUUAUCGAAGACAAAUCCCACGCUGAACGAACUAUAAUUCAUUUCAACGGUUUAAUAAUAGAUGUCAAUCGAAAUACUGAAAUUACAACACCUGAAAAGAAUACUAUUACAACAGUUGAAGAAGAACAGAUUCGUCGAACGUUCAGAUUUCCGUUUCUUCGAUUGCCAAUUGUCACAGACGAUGUGCACUACGAUUUGACUAAAAUUCAAUGUGCUGAAUGUCAUACACCAUUGAAAAUCAUUCCAGACAAUCAGUCGUACAAAAUUGUUCAACAACAAAGUACUAAUGCAGAUGAUAUCAACGAAGUUAUCUUCUGUCAUCGGUUUUGUGAAGCUCAUCAACAUGAACAUACGCACGAGCAUAAACAUCAAUUGCAUGUUCCUCUUGAUCUUCAUUCGGAAUCGGUAGUUCUCGAAACGGUGGAAAGCUUCGUCAUUGGAAAAGAGUUUACAUCUUUUGAUCUGGUCAACAAUGGACUUGUACAAUGUCACCAUUGUUCUGCUCAACUCGGGACAUUCGAUUCUCAAACAGAUCUCGUUUCGUUCGAUAAAUAUGCAUUAUAUCCAUUUUCCAAUGAUUAUCUAUCAGCAUGUUUCCGCCAUCAAGAACCCGGCCGAUAUAUAGUGAAAGUACCCAAAGUCAACGACUCGGUCUUUCUGGUCUGGAUAUUGCCGAAUCGGCUACUCUCUGCUGGUACAUCAAUCAAGUCAAAUAAUGGAUCUAUUCAACUUAAUUUUCAACAGAAACGCAAGAUUCUUUUCUCACAUAUAACAUCAGCAGAUGAUAAACUAUUUGCUGAUUGGAAACGAGAUUUCUCAGUAACAACUCUUCUAAUUAGUCGAUUAUGUCUCAAUCAUUUAUCAGCAACAUUCAAACAAGAACUAGAACAUUUUCCGAACAUUUUCAACAGCAAGGAAACAUUCCAAUCAUUAACUAUAUCUUUGUAA
This is a messenger RNA of Adineta ricciae, 1050 nucleotides long. Lineage: Eukaryota; Metazoa; Rotifera; Eurotatoria; Adinetida; Adinetidae. The record is from the annotation of a GenBank genome assembly.